Messenger RNA from Lathyrus oleraceus (garden pea), 1224 nucleotides. RefSeq lists its product as uncharacterized. Lineage: Eukaryota; Viridiplantae; Streptophyta; Magnoliopsida; Fabales; Fabaceae. The record is from RefSeq and is a predicted model, not a curated record. Bases 1 to 1224 code for a protein of 407 amino acids. The transcript has 7 exons.
AUGGCUGACGAUGAUUGGUGGGCUGAAAAGAGUAAGGAGGAUCAAGAUAUUUUGAAAUGGAAACAUGGAGGACCUAAGUUUAUUGACUUGCUAGAUAAAUGUUUCAAGGACGGUCGUGAGAAUAACACAAUUACCGAGGAUGAAGGAGAUGCAAAUAAUUUUGAUGUUGGAAAUGAAGUACAACCCAACCCAACACCAAGUUCUUCCAAAAAGAGAAAGAUUUUAGGGAAAGGAGAGAAAAUCGGGGCAAUAGAGAAACUUCAACGAUCUCUUGAUUGUAUAUUCGAUGGGAUGGGUGACAAUUCAAAUAAGAGUUUGGGUGAGAGUUCAGAUGAUAGUUCAUAUGAGAGUGACAAUACUUCUGAAAUAGAUAUUGAAGUCCCACAGGUUAAUAGAAGUCAAUAUCAUAUUGCAAUGGUGAUGGCUUCUUUUAUGAUUACAAACCAUGUUUUGAAAUACAUUGUCAAAGAAAAGAAAACUACGUCAAUUCUCUCCGGCCAACUAUGGUUUAUAGAGUUGAUAACAGGAAAUGAUAACAGAGAUGAUAAUCGAUAUUGGCCUUACUUCAAAGACUGUAUAGGGGAAAUAGAUGGCACACAUAUUAAAAUACAUGUCCCAACAGAGAAACAAAAACCGUUUUUCAAUAGGAAAGGACAUACAAGAUCUGUUCAUGAUGCAAAUAUUCUUAUGAAUACUCUUCGUAAACCCAAUUUACGAUUUCCUUAUCCCAUAGAAGGUAAAUACUAUCUUGUAGAUUCAGGAUACCCGUCACUUAAAGGUUUCUUGGCACCAUACAAGAAUGCAAGGUAUCAUCUUACACAUUUUAGACUUGCUCCAGGAUUGAGAUCAAGAAAUGAAUAUUUUAAUUAUUAUCAUUCUAGUUUGAGAAGUGUGAUUGAAAGAACUUUUGGUGUGGUAAAAGCAAGAUGGAAAGUAUUACAAGAAAUGCCUAAUUUCAAGCUUCAAACUCAAAUGGCUAUUAUUUGGGCUUGUUUUGCACUUCAUAACUUUUUAAGAAGAACAGACUCAAGUGACUUGGAUAUUCUUGAAAGUUUAGAGAACAUCAAUGGUUUACAAGACAAUGAGCAAGAUUUACAUGAAGGAGAGGGAAAUGGUGUACCUACUCAUGGUGAAUGGCAAGCUCCAACUCAAGCUGAUGCUAUAUAUAUUGAAGAAAUAAGAAACACUAUCAGAGACCAAUUGCCAAGAAACAUGGGACGAUAA